AUGGAGUUUCUUGUCGCCGAUGCGGAGAGAAUGUUUACCACAAACGGUAAGCUGCAACAUCUCUCUUACUGGUCGUACAAGAUACUGACACGUAGCUUCUUGGAGAGCUACCAGAAUCCCCCCUUUUUCCCAUCUGAAACCACGCCGGAGAACUACAUCAGGGCUUCGAGCUAUGUAGACUUCUGCACGUGGCACAGGUACUCAGAUUUUGAGUGGCUUGCGGCGCAGAUUGAGGUGGAGUUUCCCGGAAUUCUAUUUCCCCCGAUUCCGUUAAAAGAGGCAGAUGGUACAAUGGACAAGUUUUCAGACUUGCUCAACAGCGCAAAGGAUAGUGACGCGAUGAGCAAUGAGCAUCCGCUGGUGCGGAAACGCAUGCGACAACUGCAGCUGACGCUCAAUGUUGUUUCACAGCUGCACGAAAUUCAUGAAUCCCAGAUAUUGAAAGCCUUCGUGACUUUGGAUGAGCGGGGCUGGUUCGCAUUCCGUGCGGAGCAGCGAGCAAAGAAGAAGACAUCGCUUUUUUCAGCCGUCAGGGAAAAGGGCCUCAGUUUGUUUUCCAAGUUGAAAUCACUCAGGGAUUCAGACGACUCAGAGAACUUUGUGUCCUCCCCGCUCGGCACCAUAGCCGCACAACAGAAGGAUCUUGCGGCUUUCUUGAAUACCUGCUAUGUUGAGGUGGGAAAUUUGGCUAAACACACCACUUCCGAGCUACGCCAAUGGAGCGAUGUGGAUGCGCUAUGCAAGAGCACGCAAGGGGCUCCGCUGCCGUGGACGGCUUGCUAUAGCGGCCACUUGGUGCAAUAUGCAAAGCAAAAGGAACUUGAGGGUGUGGUGCGGCGCGUCGAUGAUAAGUAUGCCUGGGUGGAAUGGAAUGGGCAGGACGACAAGUUGAGUAAGGUGCGACUGGACGAGCUCAACUACCCUUCAUCGGGGGUGAGUGAUCCGGCGAUGUUUGCCCUCCAAGAACUCACGACGCAGAUUGAUUCGUACUGCAUGUACUUGAGCCGCGUACCUUCUGUCACUGCGCUUAAGGAUAUUGAAGACACAAUUUGGUUCUUGUCCAAGUAUGCCAGUCGCUGCUGUGACGUCAUUGCGCGGCUGAAGGAGCUGGGAUCGCAGGUCCAUUCUCUAAAACUGACGACGGAGAAGAAGCCGAACUCUGAGCAGAAGGAGCGGCUUGAGCAGCUCCAGGAGGAGCUGAACAGUGCGUCGGCGCGGUUGGUUAAUGUAUACAACACAUUCUAUCGACCGUACCUGAGGGAGUCCCUCUUGGGCGUGGCGCGAAAAUUGAUCGAGACAUCGGUGGCGCUUAUAGCCAAUGCUGAGUGGGAGAAGCGCCUGUCGCGGGCAAAUGCCAUGCUGACGCCUCGCUUUGAAAACCCCCCUUCCGACGAGGACACCGAAAAUACGCUGACAUGUGGCGCAUCCGAGCAGGUGGCUCCGUCAGCCGCACACACAGACGCAGAAGGGGGCGGCACCCGCCAGUUCACUCCGCGCACGGAGCUCCACCCGUGA
Molecule: messenger RNA, 1515 nt
Organism: Trypanosoma grayi
Lineage: Eukaryota; Euglenozoa; Kinetoplastea; Trypanosomatida; Trypanosomatidae
Exons: 1
Coding region: 1-1515 (504 amino acids)
Cellular component (GO): endosome
Molecular function (GO): phosphatidylinositol binding
Source: RefSeq, a predicted model, not a curated record